GGCCCCGGGGGGCGGGGCCUGGGCCGGCGGCCCUGACUGGGCGGUGAGGGGGCGUCGGAGCGUCGAGGCGGCCGCGGGCGGCCGCGGGUUCGGGAGGCCUUCCCUGCUCCCCCCGCCCGGCUCUCGCGAGGGCUCCCGCCUGAGUGUGGAGUCGGAAGCCAGUUUCCAGACGGCUUUGCCUGCGUCAUGGUUCUCCGCGUUGGCUGCCCGUGAGGAGCGCCUGGCCAGCCCUCCCUCCCUCCCCGCCGCUGGCCGCGGACCUGGCCGCCGGCGAUCGGGGUCUGCUUGGGGAGGGUGAGCAGCUCCCUGCAGCCGAGGUGGAGGAGGACUGUCCUGGAUGCACUCAGCCCCCCUCAGCUUGCCCAGCUUGGCGUGCGUCUGCCAUCUUGGGGGUUUGGGAAGACACUUUCCUGUGGCCUCGAGAUGUAGCGGUUUGCGAUUCUCGGGAUUUGAAGAUGGCUGCACAGUCAGCGCCGAAAGUUGUGCUAAAAAGCACCACCAAGAUGUCUCUAAAUGAGCGCUUUACUAAUAUGCUGAAGAACAAACAGCCGAUGCCAGUGAAUAUUCGGGCUUCGAUGCAGCAACAACAGCAGCUAGCCAGUGCCAGAAACAGAAGACUGGCCCAGCAGAUGGAGAAUAGACCCUCUGUCCAGGCAGCAUUAAAACUUAAGCAGACUUUAUAUGCGAGUCCGGAGAGUGGCUGUGGAAGGAUAUGUCCAAGCUGUGGCUGGGCGUCUGGAGGGCGAUGCCAUGCAACUAAGAGCUUAAAGCAGCGCCUGGGUAAGAGUAACAUCCAGGCACGGUUAGGCCGACCCAUAGGGACCCUGGCCAGGGGAGCAAUCGGAGGACGAGGCCUGCCCAUAAUCCAGAGAGGCUUGCCCAGAGGAGGACUACGAGGGGGACGUGCCACCAGAACCCUGCUUAGGGGCGGGAUGUCGCUCCGAGGUCAAAACCUGCUCCGAGGUGGACGAGCCGUAGCUCCCCGAAUGGGCUUAAGAAGAGGUGGUGUUCGAGGUCGUGGAGGUCCUGGGAGAGGGGGCCUAGGGCGUGGAGCUAUGGGUCGUGGCGGAAUCGGUGGUAGAGGUCGGGGUAUGAUAGGUCGGGGAAGAGGGGGCUUUGGAGGCCGAGGCCGAGGCCGUGGACGAGGGAGAGGUGCCCUCACUCGCCCUGUGCUGACCAAGGAGCAGCUGGACAACCAGUUGGAUGCGUACAUGUCAAAAACAAAAGGACACCUGGAUGCCGAGUUGGAUGCUUAUAUGGCACAAACAGAUCCAGAAACCAAUGAUUGAAACCUGCCCACCCUCCUGUGAGAGACUCUUGUUCUAAAGUCACCACAUCUGUAAAUAACCUUGAAAUAACAGAUGGAGAAGACACCUGAUUGAUGCUGGAAGGACCUAUCACAAUAGGCUAUGGACUUAACUUGCCACCAGUUUGUGCAUUUUAGUGUGUUCCUUUUACUUUUUUGAUACUGUGUUGUAUGAAACCCUCUUUUCCUCUGACUUGGAUUUUGUUUGGUUGUGUUUGGGUUGUUCCUCAACCCACAUCGCUCUGGCUUCUCUUUCAACAUGAAUGUGGUGGCCUUGUGGCUAGAACACUCUCUUCCUCCUUUGCCUCCCUUCACCUGUCCCUAUGCUCUGACGUUCUAACAUUUCAUCUCUGUGUUCCCAUGAAAAAGGCCUAGUAAGAGCCCAUCAGUGUUCCUUCUUAAUGCCUAGGUUUCUGUGAAACAAUUCUGUUCUACAUUUAAUAGCCUCUUAAAAGUGUUGAGCUCAACAAAUUUGGAGCUCAAAAAUGCAUUCUGCUACAUUGAUAUUUUUAGCGUAGUUAAUUAGGAACACGGACAUAGCUGCAGGGCCACAUAGGUUACACAUGGUAGUGCCUCUGAUUUGAUUGAAGUUACUUCUGUGGGCAUUGACACCAUAUAAGGAGUGUGCUGGGUCGCGUGUGUGCACUUUCUACCCUGGAAUUAGAUGUAUAAACUUUCCUCUUUGUAUCCUGUCCAAAGAGAUACUUUUGGGUUCGCUUACACCUGCAAUGGAGAGGAAAUAGCCAUUUGAUUUGGCACAUGCUUCAGAAAAAGGGAUGGAAUGCUGGCAGAUCCCUUCUGGGAGGCCUCAGAAGGUACCCACGCUGAAAGGCUGUUAUCCUUAUGUUUAUCCCAAACCAAUCUUGGGCUUCUCCGUUCAGUGGCUUUGUUUGACCCUCUUUUUUAUUUCCCUUGAAGGUUUAAUUAAGUUCAACUAUAUUCUGUCAACUGUUCCAGUUCUCCGUGGAAUCUUGUAUUUCUGGUUCGUCAUAACAAGAAAUUGUUCUCAAAUCUAGCCAGGCCUACUACUAUUAUUGGACUCUUUGAAAUGCUGUGGCCAGUAUAACAAUAUUCUGACCUGCC
Messenger RNA from Acinonyx jubatus (cheetah), 2389 nucleotides. It is a transcript of the gene CHTOP, whose product is annotated as chromatin target of PRMT1. The transcript is spliced from 7 exons. Bases 456 to 1289 code for a protein of 277 amino acids. The record is from RefSeq and is a predicted model, not a curated record. Lineage: Eukaryota; Metazoa; Chordata; Mammalia; Carnivora; Felidae.